This is a messenger RNA of Saccostrea cuccullata (small rock oyster), 321 nucleotides long. Its product is annotated as histone-lysine N-methyltransferase set-17-like. The record is from RefSeq and is a predicted model, not a curated record. The coding region runs from base 1 to 321 and encodes 106 amino acids. The transcript is spliced from 2 exons. Lineage: Eukaryota; Metazoa; Mollusca; Bivalvia; Ostreida; Ostreidae.
AUGGGCGCAUGGGCGGAGACCUUUGUUCCGAAGUUCACGAUUCUCGGUUUUCAUGAAGGACUUAUGCACAAUGUAGACAAGAAGGAGGAUUUUUAUUCAUGGCAGGUAGAUAAACAGGGUACCUAUGGUACUUACAACAUAGAUUCAGAAGAUCCGGCCUGUAGAAACUGGUUACGAUUCGUCAAUUCUCCCGCCAAAUAUCAACAGGAAAAUGUCGUUCCUAUCACGUGCGAGAGCAUCAUCUUCUAUAUGACGUCACAUGACGUAUAUCCGGGUGAAGAGCUUCUGGUCUGGUGUGGGGAUGGAUAUGGGAGGUUUUAG